This is a messenger RNA of Oryzias melastigma (Indian medaka), 1378 nucleotides long. RefSeq names its product hydroxysteroid (17-beta) dehydrogenase 7 (gene hsd17b7). Gene Ontology annotation, biological process: cholesterol biosynthetic process. The coding region runs from base 135 to 1133 and encodes 332 amino acids. Gene Ontology annotation, molecular function: estradiol 17-beta-dehydrogenase [NAD(P)+] activity; 5-alpha-androstane-3-beta,17-beta-diol dehydrogenase (NADP+) activity; 3-beta-hydroxysteroid 3-dehydrogenase (NADP+) activity. Lineage: Eukaryota; Metazoa; Chordata; Actinopteri; Beloniformes; Adrianichthyidae. The record is from RefSeq and is a predicted model, not a curated record. Gene Ontology annotation, cellular component: endoplasmic reticulum membrane. The transcript is spliced from 9 exons.
UCCAAUCAAAUCGCGGGGGCGGAGUAAAGAAUACCUAAACGGAAGUGGAAACCGUCCUCUCAAUCAGAUGUAAAACUUGUUGCUCAGAACUUUCUAAAACAAAUUAUUGCGAGUUGUUUUUGUUCUUCAUCAAGAUGAAAACAGUGGUUUUGGUAACAGGAGCCAACAGUGGCAUCGGCCUGGCUCUGUGUGACCGUCUCCUCGCUGAGGCUGCAGAGGGUCUGCUGCUGUGUCUGGCCUGCAGGAACAUGCAACGCGCCCGGGCUGCUCGACUGUCCCUCCUGGCUUCCCAUCCUUCAGCACAGGUGGACCUGUUGCAGCUGGACACUAGCAGCAUCUCCUCUGUCAUCAGUGCUGCUCAAGAAGUCAAACACAAGUAUGAUCGGCUGGACUACCUCUACCUAAAUGCAGGCAUCAUGCCAAACCCAAAAUUUGAUAUUAAAGCCUUUUUCAGAGGCUUAUUCUCCAGUAAAAUUAUCGCAAUGUUUGCCACCGGUGAAGGGAUUCUCACUCAGUGGGACGGAGUCACUCCUGAUGGCCUGCGGGAAGUUUUUGCAACCAACCUGUUUGGUCACUUUCUUCUAGUCAGAGAACUGGAGCCAGUCCUGUGCCGUCCAGGUGAAACCUCACAGCUCAUUUGGACUUCUAGUAGCAACGCUCAUCGCUCAGCUUUCAGUCUGGAAGACCUGCAGCACCAGAGGGGGACUCAACCAUACAGCUCUUCCAAAUACGCCUCUGACCUUCUGAGUUUGGCUCUCAACACCCAUUAUAAUAAACAGGGUUUAUACUCGUCUGUCAUUUGUCCUGGUUUUGUGAUGACAAACUUGACUUAUGGCAUCCUGCCCACCUUACCAGCUUUCCUCUGGAAUCUGCUCUUGCCCAUCUUUUGGCUCAUAAGAGUGUUCACUAACACAUUUACAUUGACGACUCACAGUGGAGCUGAAGCUCUGCUUUGGCUAUAUAAGCAAAGACCAGAAACCCUGGACCCAUAUGCUAAAUAUCACAGCUUAACUUCAGGGCUGGGAAACAACUAUACACAGCCAAGAAAGAUGGAUAUCGAUCUGGAAACAGCAGAGUUGUUAUACAGCAAAUUAUUGGAGCUGGAAAGCCAAACAAGGAGCACAGUUAAAUGAAAGAUAAACCAACUGAAAUCCAGAACAGACCGGAACAUGCAGGAUCGGGACAUCUUGAUGUUUGAAGUAAAAUCUCUGAUGGAGAGCAUCACUUCAAUGCUGUUGGCAAGGUUGAACUUGCUGCAGAGUUUUUCUAGAAAUGUUUAAAGCUUGACUUUCCGAGUUUGAGCAUAAAAAGAUCAAACAAGACCCAUUAAAGCACAUUAUGUUUUUCUUUGUUGAUACAAUAAACAAUGCUUGGUUCA